Lentinula edodes (shiitake mushroom) is the source of this 1284-nucleotide messenger RNA. RefSeq names its product eukaryotic ADP/ATP carrier. NCBI's taxonomy places the organism in Eukaryota, Fungi, Basidiomycota, Agaricomycetes, Agaricales, Omphalotaceae. The coding region runs from base 149 to 1087 and encodes 312 amino acids. The record is from RefSeq and is a predicted model, not a curated record. Gene Ontology annotation, molecular function: ATP:ADP antiporter activity. The transcript is spliced from 8 exons. Gene Ontology annotation, cellular component: mitochondrial inner membrane. Gene Ontology annotation, biological process: mitochondrial ATP transmembrane transport; mitochondrial ADP transmembrane transport.
ACCCGGAUUGUUCCGCGUCUUCCGAAUUUUUGAUCGCGAGGCUAUAAGAAGCGAAUUUUUUUUGCCAACACACUUGUUUCUUUACCUCUACGGUUCACCUUCCCAAAACUCCCCUCUCACUUUUUAUUCUUCCUUUUCUCCCUCAAAAAUGGCUGCAGUCAAGAAGGGAAAGACUCCUCAGGAUUUUGCCAUCGACUUCAUGAUGGGUGGUGUGUCUGCUGCUGUCUCGAAGACUGCUGCGGCUCCCAUUGAGCGUAUAAAGCUCUUGAUUCAGAACCAGGAUGAGAUGAUCAAGCAAGGUCGUCUCUCCCACCCAUAUAAGGGUAUCUCCGACGCCUUCAAACGUACCAGCGCCGACGAGGGUGUUCUUUCUCUAUGGAGAGGUAACACUGCCAAUGUCAUUCGGUACUUCCCAACCCAAGCCUUGAACUUUGCUUUCAAGGACUACUUCAAAUCGCUCUUCGGUUUCAAGAAGAACGAGGGUUACUGGAAGUGGUUUGCUGGAAACAUUGCUUCCGGUGCCGGUGCUGGUGCUUCAUCCCUUCUUUUCGUGUACUCCCUCGACUACGCCCGUACUCGUCUCGCCAACGACGCAAAAUCCGCCAAGGGUGGAGGGGAACGUCAAUUCAACGGCCUGGUGGAUGUUUACCGCAAAACCAUUGCUUCUGAUGGUGUUGCAGGUCUCUACCGUGGAUUCGUUCCUUCAGUCGUCGGUAUCGUUGUCUACCGUGGUCUUUACUUUGGUCUCUUCGACUCUCUUAAGCCUGUUGUUCUCGUCGGUCCUUUCGAAGGUUCUUUCCUCGCCGCUUUCGCUCUUGGAUGGGUUGUCACCAACGCUGCUGGACUUGCUUCCUACCCUCUUGACACUAUUCGUCGUCGUAUGAUGAUGACCUCCGGUACUGGUCAGAAAUACGCGUCCAUGUUCGACGCUGGAAGACAGAUUGUUGCUAAGGAGGGUACUGCUUCAUUGUUCAAGGGUGCUGGUGCCAACAUCCUUCGUGCUGUCGCUGGUGCUGGUGUCCUUUCGCUCUACGACAAGGCUCAGGAACUCAUGUUCGGCAAGGUCUACUCUGGUGGAUCUGGUUAAACUGCUUUUUGAAUUCGGGAGUGAGGGUGUCGGAUGUGAUAGACGUUAUAGAUUUACGUGGCUUUCCUCCAGGCCAACGGUUAUACCAUCUGGGUUAUGUCGCUUGCAUAGACUUAUUGCUAUGCUCUUUAUAUCUUUACUUUAUCAUCAGCCGUAUUUUGAUUGGAGGAAUAAAAAAUUAGACAACCCACUUGUGU